GGAUUCCGACUCGGGUUUUUAUUUCCGGGUCCUUCUAGAGAUUUAGAACAGCUUCCGGUAAAUUACCACCGCAUGCUCCUGAGUCUUGUCUUUCCGUACAGUCAUUUCCUAACCCGACAAUAUGCCACUCGCCAGGGACCUGCUGCACCCGACCCCCGAGGAGCAGAAGAGGACGCACAAGAAGAAGCGUCUUGUACAAAGUCCAAAUUCAUACUUUAUGGAUGUAAAAUGCCCAGGCUGCUACAAAAUCACCACCGUUUUUAGCGCUGCGCAGACAGUCGUGCUCUGUGUCGGCUGCUCCACAGUCCUCUGCCAGCCUACAGGAGGGAAGGCUCGCCUCACAGAAGGAUGCUCUUUCAGACGAAAACAGCACUAGUGUUCCAGCGAUAACACUGCUGGAGACUGGUCCCAGACACUUGAUAAACAACACUGCCCAGAACAGACGGAACAGGAGUCCUCAAAGGUGGAGAACCUACCAAUAAACAACGGCGGAGGACGCUGAAUCUGAAACGGCUGUUCGAUGGCAUUCUCUCUCCAGUGUUUACAAAGGAAACUUUGGCGGAGUGAGGAUUCGGGCCACACCGGUUGGGUUGUUUACCUCCAUAUCUCUUAAUAAAGUUAGUUUCUUUGGUUUUCCUAAAUCUUGCUCUUCAUUUAUUAUUUUUGCCACAAGUUUAUUGCAUGUCUUGGACUUUUCAUUUUUACUGAAAGAUUGAUCCAUAAGCUUGUAUUAUACUUUACUUUGUAAUCAAAUGAAGACGGUUGGAAACGUGGUUGUUGUGGGACCAACCGCUAAAUGCUCUAGGAGGUAGAGCCUGUUCUGAGCAGCACAGCAGGCUGUAUUGCCAAACCCGCUGUUUGUACCCCCUGGAUCUACGUUGGCUAAUUUCCCCCUAAACCUUUCGAACCCCUGUGGACUUUAGUUUAAUGCAAGCACUUUGUUUUUAUUUGAGGCAGCAGUUGAUUGAUUGUUGCCACGUCAUUAUCCCUCUGUCUGAAUUGGGCCCCUUCUGCUUUUGGUGUCCAAUCAACUUAAUAUAUGAUCAGAGUGUUAAGUUAUAUAAGGCUUAAUGUCACAGUAAUGCAGGUAUUUUGAAGGUCUGUCUGUACAUUUGCAUGUACUGCUUGGCCUUCUGGGUGCUGGGAGUUUCACACAAUAUCAUCAAAUGAGGACAUGAGCUACAUCUCAUCCUGCUCUUGACAGCACAAAACUGGUUGCUAUGGCAACAUUUUAAUGUUUCCCCUCAUGUGAUCAAGAUUAAAAUACUUGCACCCAAAUAAAGCCAUAACAAAAGGGUA
Molecule: messenger RNA, 1299 nt
Organism: Gadus morhua (Atlantic cod)
Lineage: Eukaryota; Metazoa; Chordata; Actinopteri; Gadiformes; Gadidae
Gene: rps27.2
Product: ribosomal protein S27, isoform 2
Exons: 4
Coding region: 122-376 (84 amino acids)
Biological process (GO): translation
Cellular component (GO): ribosome
Molecular function (GO): structural constituent of ribosome
Source: RefSeq, a predicted model, not a curated record